This is a messenger RNA of Fusarium pseudograminearum CS3096, 573 nucleotides long. RefSeq lists its product as uncharacterized. Lineage: Eukaryota; Fungi; Ascomycota; Sordariomycetes; Hypocreales; Nectriaceae. Bases 1 to 573 code for a protein of 190 amino acids. The transcript has 2 exons. The record is from RefSeq and is a predicted model, not a curated record.
AUGAAUACCAACAGCUCAGGAUUCCUCGAGUGGGCGUCUCUGCCGUCAGAGAUUCGUUCGAAGAUCCUCAAUACCAUCGUUGAUGAGAAGAAUCCGGGCUGGGCGGCUCUGUCUUCGGUGUCUCAAGAGUGGCAUAACAUCAUCGGCGCAAGAAACAUGGCUAAGCUAAAAAUUGGACAGUCUUGUGUGAAUAAGUUCGGCCGGGCAGUCGUUCUGCAGCGAAACCUGGUGAAGCAUAUCUAUCUCAAGAAGGUCCUCGAUAUUCUCAGUACCUGGGAAACAACAGGUCCAUUGACGUUGGAGAUCAACGCAGUUGCAGCUCGCGACUCGCAGCACUGGUUCAAGAACUUCCGCUUGGACGACGACUACGAUGCUUAUGACCGAAACUCGCCCGUUUACGACCCCCAAGAGGGUAUUACCGGCACCUGGCAUGAUUCUCGGCACGGUUGGAAGAAUGGCGUGCAGGUGAAGCCUCCUCCAUUCAAGGCCUGGCAGAGGAUAUCCCGGCCUAUUGAGAGUACUUAUAUCAAAUUCCCCCCCAACAAUGCUGUGACUUGCUUCAUGAUCCGUUGA